AGCUUCGCAUCGCAGAGCUGCGUGUUGGCGCCGACGCCGUUGGAGGCAGCGCCAGGAGAGAACAUCCUCUUUUUCGUUUCUCCCUCAGCGUUGCGGAAGACAGCGCACAAUCUCCUUCCGCUUUCUCUGGUAAUGCAUCGACCCUCACGGAACCGUGUGCAGUAGCUUUCUUUGUUUUUGUUUUUUCCGUUUCUACCGACGUUUGUUUCCUUCCAAGUCUCUCUGCACGCAUCCACACACACACACACACACACACACACAAACGUGCUGCAUUAUGCUGCAAUGGGACUGGCCGCAGACGUGGAGCUUCGACGACCGCGAGGCCAUCCGCGUCUCCCUCGAAACCGCCAUCCGUGCCGCUAUGGCCAAAGGAGAAAGCAAACUGGUGCGUGGCGUGGUGCACGUAGAGCUGCCAGAGAUCGGCCCCACCCCUCCGCAGGUGAUGCUGAGUGGUAUUCGCGAGCUGUCGCUGGAGCAUACCGCCGUCAUGGUGAAGGUGCGCUACGACGGUGAGUUUGCGCUGAAGUUGCAGGGGCUGCAGGUGAACGUGGACACCGUCGGAUCCAAUUCCACGUCGAGCAACGACCCCACCCUGUCGAUGCCCUUUUACUGCCCGCUGGAGAUGACGCUGAGCGACAUCCACAUCGACGGCGUCGCCUCGAUUGAGAUCUUCCAAGAGGUGGCGGACGUCAGCAGCAGCGGUGGUGGAAACGCCGAUGGCAUGUCGGAGUCGUGGAACGGCGCCACGCCAACCCCGCGCUCCUCCCACACGACGUCGCCGCCGUCGAUGCAUCGAGUCCCACGCAGCAACGCGACGCCACACCUGUCGCGAACACCGUCGAUGACGACGCGCAGUUCCCGCGCCGGCGGCUUCCCCGGCUCUGGCUACGGCGUGCUCUUAGGAGCCGGCGGACGUCGUGCAAUGCGACCACCUGAAAUGCUGCAGGGCAGCCCCCAGCCGGCCGCGCCGUCCCUCGCGUCCCUCGCGGCGCCGCGUCGCGCUUCGCUGGCGACAUCCGACGCCACCGCGAACGAUGCUGCGUGGGCUCGUGCCGCCCCCCUCUCGAGCUCCGCCCCGCCUCGGCACUCCCUUAUCGACUUGGCGACAAAGCGCGCUGUGGUGAAGAAGCGGCGGGUGAAGGUGCAACUGUUUGGUGAUCCCAUCAAAGGCUACAAGGUGGAGUCGAACCUGGUGGCGGUUCCGGGGGCGGGUAAGAAGGUGGAGGAGCACAUUCAAGACAUGCUGAAGCCCAUCAUUGAGCGGCUUAUGACCGACGGCAUCAACGUGGAGCUCAAGACGUAA
Messenger RNA from Leptomonas pyrrhocoris, 1303 nucleotides. RefSeq lists its product as hypothetical. Gene Ontology annotation, cellular component: ERMES complex. Gene Ontology annotation, biological process: mitochondrion organization. The record is from RefSeq and is a predicted model, not a curated record. The transcript has a single exon. Lineage: Eukaryota; Euglenozoa; Kinetoplastea; Trypanosomatida; Trypanosomatidae. Bases 275 to 1303 code for a protein of 342 amino acids.